UGUGUGUCAUCUACUUUGAAGUGUCAUCUGUUUUGGUUUGAGCAUGUUUUUCUGCUACAAAUUUACUUUGAUAAGUGAUCAUCUAUUAAUUAUUUUAUUAGUUUUAAACCAUGGCUGAAAGAAAAUUUACUCGCAGCCUAAACAAACCAGGCUCUGCAGCCCAAGUUCGGGAAACCGUUUCUCAAGCAGUUAGAGAAAGCACUCUCAUCGCAAAACCCCAGCUUAUAGAACCUGUUGACUUUGAAGUCUUUUUUCAUAAAAAUAAAACCUUGCUUCAAAAUGAUCCACUACGAGAAAUGCUUUUGUUCCCACAGGAUGAUGUUGUGGAAGAAGUUAUUUCUCGAACACAUCGAACUGUUAAUCCAACAAUACCUGUUCUUGCAGAAAAUGAGGUUUCUUCCUUGUUUACUCGACAGUGUCUUAAAGCCUACAUUAAAGAUUGGCAUGUGAUAAAUUACAAAUAUAAAUCUUAUUCUGGCUCUUAUUUACAACUUCCUAGAUUCCCAAGACAAAGUGAAUUAGAAGAUCAAGUUUAUGAAGUAGACACUGAAAUUGAUGGUGGCAAAGAUUCUAUUAGCACUGUUGGAAGUGAAAGUGGAGUUAUAAAAGAAGGAUUCCUAUUAAAAGGACCAGAAUCUGGAACAGACAGUUUUAUUAGCUUGGCUACAAAGUCAUUUAAAAGAAGAUUUGUGUGCUUACGGCAAGAAGUUGAUGGGACACAUAUUUUGGAAUUCCAUAAAGAUGAUCGUAAGACUGAUUCUAAAGGUGCACUAUGCAUGGAUUUUUGUAAUAAAGUUGUGCGAAGUUCUAAGAGAAGUAAGUUGGGGUUUGAACUUCAAAUGGCAGAUGGACACAAAUCCUGUAUUUUAGCUGCUGAAAAUGAAAGAGAACUGGAACUUUGGCUGACUAGUUUGAACACUGUCAUUACAAAUACAAAAAAUGCAUCUGAAAAUAGUCGAAAACCGCCGAUUUCUCCUGAUAGCGCUAGUGAUUUCAUGUCAAGUAGUGCCCCUUCUCCUUUUGGAUAUGGUACUCUGAAAGGGCUAGAACAUAGUAAAAAUCCAGAAUUAGCAAAGUAUGCUAGAGAAACAGAUUACUCAAUCGCUUUGGCAAGAAAAGAAAACCGACAAAAUCUUUUUGCUAUUUACCCAGAUAUGCAGAGAAUGAUCCAUUCUGCUCAUAAUUAUGAUUUUGAAAAAGAAGUAAAGCCCUACAAGGAAGAAUUUGGAACUCGAAUUUUGGUAAAAUGUGAAGAAAUUAGUUUUAGGUUACAGGCACCUCUUGAGAGUGAAAAAGAUUCAUUGUGUCAGGUAGAGCCCUAUAUAACUACUUUAGCAAUUUAUGAUGCAAAAAGGAAUAGAAAAGUUAGUGAAGAUUUCAAAUUUGAUGUAAAUAAUCCCUACAUUCGCAAUAUGCUUCCUAUGAAAAGCAGAAAAUGCAGUGUUCCUUUUAAUCAAACUAAUACAAAUUCAAAUUGUAACGGUGAAAAUAAUAAAAGUGUACCAAAUCCACAUCUGAGAGAUAUUGGAGAAGAAUGGUUAGCAUUUCCUAAACAGGCUAUUUUCAAUGUGCAGCAUCCAGAAUCAGAAUUAUAUUUUGUUCUGAGAAUUGAAAAAGUCUUGCAAGGAAGUAUAUCACAAGCUGCUGAUCCUUAUAUUCGUGCUCAGUCUGCAUCUAAUAAUGGACGCUUAGGGGCUAAAGUACAGAAAAUUGCUAGAUCAUGUUGUCAGAGACUGGGUCAUUAUCGAAUGCCCUUUGCUUGGGCAGCUCGCCCUAUAUUUAAGCCUCUGUCUGAUGAACUGGACACAACCACAGAAUUUGGGCCAUUGUAUAGACAAGAAGGUGCAAAACUUUCUGAUGAGGACUUGCUGCGCUUUCUUUCAGAGUUUAAAAAACCAGAAAAACUAAAGCAUUUAACUAUAAUUCCUGGUUCUUUCAAGUUUUCUCUUCAAAUUUUGAAAGAUCUUCCUCCAAAUUGUUUAAACACUUCACUGGUGCCAUUAAUACCAUUUCCAAUACCUCCAAAAUGUGAGCCAACUAUAGAAAUAGAACAAUUUCCUACUGGUAUAGCCAGUAGUUGCAAUCCAUAUGUUACCUACAUUAAUCAUCUCUAUGUUUUUCCUAAAUCUUUAAAAUAUGAUGGUCAAAAAACUUUUACAAAAGCAAGAAAUAUUGUUUGUUCAAUUGAAUUUCGAGAUAGUGAUGAUGAAAAUGCUGAGCCUUUGAAAAUUAUAUAUGGGGUUCCUGGUGAAUCUAUAUAUUGUUCUAAAGCUACCACUUCUAUUACUCAUCAUAACAUAAAUCCUGAUUUUUAUAAAGAAGUUAAGAUGCUUCUUCCUACUCAAUUACAUGAAAAGCACCAUAUUCUUUUUACAUUCCAUCAUAUCAGCUGUGAACAGCCAAAAAGUUCGAAGAGACGAGAUAUACCUGUUGCUAAUGUUGUUGGAUAUUGUUGGCUACCACUGCUUAAUAAAGGACGGUUAUCUAUAGAUGAUCAGAAUCUUUCUGUUUCUAUAAAUUUACCACCUGGUUAUUUGUCAUGCAAGCCUUUGGGCCUGGGAAAAGGAUUCAGUGGACCUGAAAUUCGUUGGGUUGAUGGUGGUAAAGAGCUUUUUAAAGUUUCCUUUAUUCUUGUUUCAACUGUUAAUUCAAAGGAUCAUCAUCUUCACAAUUUUUUUUCUCAGUGUCAGCGUUUACGUGAAUCUAAAAUUCCAGAAAUUGAAGCAAACAAUUCAAAUAAGUUAUGGGGUUUUGGGUUGUGGGACUUAAGUGCCUGUCCUGUAAUUCCUUCUCUGUGUCAGCGUCCUCGACCUCAGAGUAUGCCUAUGAUCCUUCCUGUAUCACCUCAAGAAGAUUCUCUUAUUGCCCCAGGUUCUGAAGUUGGUAGAGAAGUUUCCAAGUAUGUGAAAGUGCAACAUGGAAUGACGAAGACUUUAAAGACUCUUCAUGCUGUAGAUAUGAGCACAAUAAUCCACUUUUUACCUACUUUGUUGAAUGAGUUAUUUCAUCUCAUUGUCAUGACAUCAAAUGAAGAUGUAGCCUUAAACACUGUAAGAGUCCUUAUACACAUUGUUCAUGGUGUUCAUGAAGCUGGGAAGAAUGAUAUUCUACACACUUAUGUUCAGUAUGUCUUCAAAACACAAGAGAUGACAGUGAGAAAGAGAGUUGUUCAUGAAGAAUUAGUGAAAUCUUUGAAUAUUGUAUUGAAACCUGCUAAUACAGAUUUUUUGAUGAUAAAUAAAUUCUUGAGACAUUCUUGGUUUUUCUUUCAAAUUAUCAACAAAUCUUCUGCUCAACAUCUACUGUCAACUGAGAGAAUAAAGAUGCUUCGACAAGAAAGAUUUCCCGCAGAUUAUCAGUUAUGUGUCAAGAGCUUAGUUGAGAAUCUUGUUCCUCAUAUAUUGCAGAAGCAUAAGGAACUUCCAAUUGAAACAAAGCAAGCCAAUAUUAGCCUUGCAUUCUUUUUAAAGAAAUGUCUGUCUCUUAUGGAUCGAGGCUUUGUUUUUAAAUUAAUAAAGAGCUACUUAGAAAAAUUUGUGCCAAAUGAUGUAAAGACCUUACAUGAAUAUAAGUUUGAAUUCUUGGAAAUAAUAUGCUUUCAUGAGCAUUUCAUUGCCCUCAAUCUUCCAAUCAUGCGUAGCAUUGGAAUACAUGGUCAAACAAAAAAUAUGAAAGAAACCUGUGAUGAAUCCACUGGAGGUGCUGCAACUCUGCAGCACCUGUGGAUGAGCCGCCACUGGUCUUUAUCAAAAAAUUUUGAACAUGAAUACCGCUUGUCAGAUGAGUUUUGUCGUCAUCAUUUUCUUCUCGGAACUUUACUUCAAGAGAUUAGGGCUUCAUUGUGUGAAGUUCAUGAUAUAAGACAAACAGCAAUAUCAGUUUUUAAAAAUUUACUUGCAAAACAUGCAUUUGAUGAUCGCUAUCAAGGAAAGGCCUAUCAAGCUAGAAUUGCAUCUCUGUAUUUACCAUUCAUUUCCAUUUUGAUUGAGAAUUAUAGUUCAUUGCACUUAAAAACACCUCCAGCAACUCCUCCUGCUGUUAAAAAGGCUGAAAAAUUAAGUACAUCUAAAAUUGCUGAACAUUUUUCUAAUCCAGUUACCCCUGUUUUGUCUCGGAGGAGUACUGUAGAACCUACAGGAUCUUUACCUGCUUCUGCGAGAAAUAGAGAUUCCAGCUUCCUUGGCAUGAUAGCUGGACAAGCCCAAACCCAGCCAACUGUAACUUUUGCAAAUGGUUCUUGUACUUCAAUUGAUAGUAAUGCCUCUAAUCCUUCAACACUCUCAGAAAGGAGUAAAGAAAGUGAGAUUCAUAUUCGUGAAAAAGAUGGAACUGAAAGCUUAGAUGAUUAUAAAUGUCAUGCAAGAUCCCAUUCACUUCCAUUUUCAAGUUCUUCCAGUGUACUGCAUUUUGAUAAAAUGGACUCAGUUGAAAUAAAGGAUUUAUUGGUGUGCUUCCUGUAUAUAAUCAAACAUGUAAAUGAAGAGCUUCUUAUUGGAUGGUGGCAACACUGUAGUGAAUAUGAUAUUCUAGAUUUUUUUCAAAUACUAGAGCUGUGUUUACAUCAAUUCAAAUAUAUGGGCAAGAAAAACAUCAAAAAUCAACAUCCUGCAAUGAAUCAGCCAAAAUCGAUGACGUUACCAGCUAGAACACCUCCUCCCUCUUUUGCACAACGUUGUAACAGUACUUAUAGUGAAGCUGGUACUCAUACAGUUUCAUCUUUAUCAUCCUCUGAUGCAGAUACAUUUUAUCGAGCACUUCUUGAAGCCAAUAUGGCCACUGAAGUGGGUUUGAUUGCUCUUGAUGUCUUAGGACUGUAUUGUCUACACUUGAAAGAGCAACUUUUAUAUAAAGAUGGGGAUAAUCCACUUAUGAAGAAAAUAUUUGAUAUUUAUCUAUCCUUCCUGCAAGUGGGCCAGUCAGAGAAAAUGUUCAAACAUUUAUUUGCUGCUUUACGUGCUUUCAUUAACAAGUUUACUGUAGCCUUAUUUCAAGGAAAUGCUAUUCUUUGUGGAAAACUAUGUUUUGAGCUAUUGCGCUGUUGCAAUUCAAAAUUACAAACUGUUAGAAAUGAAGCUUGUGCAUUGCUUUAUCUUCUCAUGAGAAGUAAUUUUGAGUUUUCAAAACGGAAAGAAUUAACAAGAGUUCAUCUACAGCUUAUUGUAUCUGUAUCAAGACUUCUAGGAGAUGUUGUUGGUUUAAAUAAUGCAAGAUUGCAGGAGAGCCUUUCUGUGAUUAAUAAUUAUGCAAACAGUGAUAAAGCCAUGCAAAACACAGUAUUUCCUUCUGAAGUUAAAGAUUUAACCAAACGGAUUCGGACCGUUUUGAUGGCUACUAUGCAAAUGAAAGAACAUGAGAACGAUCCUGAAAUGCUUGUGGAUUUGCAACAUCAGCUUGCUAACAGUUAUGCCUCGACUCCAGCUUUACGAAAAACAUGGUUAGAAAGUAUGGCUCGUAAUCAUUUAAAAAAUGGGGACCAUUCUGAGGCUGCACAUUGCUAUAUUCACAUAGCAGCAAUGGAGGCAGAAUAUUUAAAGCAAAAAUGCAUAAUUUCGGAUGGAUGCAGUGCAUUUAAAACAAUUUCACAAAAUGUUGAACAAGACGAAUCUAAUUUGAAAGAGGAUGCAGGAGUGCAUGAUAUACAAUAUUCUCAGGAAACUUUGUUGAAGAAUCUUGAAAUUUGUGUCAAGAUGUUAGAACAAGCAGAACGUUAUGAAGUAUUGCCUGAACUUUAUAAACUUAUUAUACCUAUAUAUGAAGAACAAAGGAAUUAUGAAGCACUUUUAAUGUGUUAUAAAACUCUUCACUCUGCCUAUGCAAAAAUAGUAGAUGUAAAUAGAACUGGAAGAAGACUUUUGGGCAAAUAUUACCGAGUAGCAUUUUUUGGAGCUUCUUACUUUGUGGAAGAAGCUGGAAAAGAAUACAUUUACAAGGAGCCAAAAGUAACUUCUUUAGCUGAAAUAUCAGAGCGCCUUUAUCAUCUAUUUUGUGAAAAAUUUGGUAAAGAUGCUGUUCGGAUGAUUAUGGAUUCUAAUAAAGUUAAUCCUAAAGACUUGGAAUCAAAAUAUGCUUACAUUCAAGUAACUCAUGUUGUACCAUAUUUUGACGAAGAUGAGUUACGUUCAAGACCCACAGAAUUUGAAAGAAGCAAUAAUUUAAGGAGAUUCAUGUUUGAAACACCAUUUACGGUUGAUAGUAAUAAAGCACGUGGGUUACCAGAAGAGCAAUGCAAAAGGCGUACUAUUUUAACAACUUUGUAUUCAUUUCCUUAUGUUAAAAAAAGGAUUCCUGUUUUUUCAAAAAGUGUUCACGUUUUAAGUCCCAUAGAAGUUGCAAUUGAUGAAAUGCAAUCUCGUAUCAAUGAAUUAGAGGAAGUAGUAACAUUACAGCCCACAGAUAUAAAGAAAUUACAACUUAAACUACAAGGAAGCAUUAGCGUGCAGGUAAAUGCUGGUCCACUUGCAUAUGCUAAUGCCUUUCUGGAAGGGAAGAAACCUGAGAAGUAUCCUACUGAUAAAAUAAUGUCAUUGAAAGAAGUCUAUAGGAGGUUUAUAAAAAUAUGUAGAGAAGCAUUAGAACUGAAUGGCCGUCUUAUAACUUCAGAUCAAUAUGAAUAUCACAUGUCUCUGAAGAAAAAUUUCCAAGAAUUAGUAGAUUCUUUGUCAGGGAUGUUACAUGAAAAGUUGUACUACCAAGAAAAAGAUGUUUUAUGUCUAAAAAGAACAUCAUUGGAUGUAUUCAAUUACAUUAGUGGAUCACCAUCACCUAGCUCUAGUAAUGCUUAGUAAGACUAGAACUUAUUUUUAAACAUUACUGGAAAUAUAAGCCAAAAAAGUGCCUUUGAAAUAAGAAAGGCAUCUAUUUAUAAACCAAUGUAUAUAAACUUUUUUUUAUUUAUUUUUGAGGUGAUAGACACCCCAAAAGCAAUCAUACAAGGUGUGCAAUUUGUAUUAUAGCAUCUCUCUGAAUCAUGUACUUUUGUAAUUCUAACAUCUAUUUUUAUCUACGGGUAUUCUGUCAUCCUCUAAUGAAUUUUUAUAGCUAAUAUGUAGAAAAUGUACAGCAUAUAGUAUAUUUUAGUAUAAUUUAAGGUGCUAUUUUCCUUUCCAUUCACUAUUUGUUUUCAAAAUAUAUUUUACACAUCAUGUUCUUCAACUAACGCUUUUCCAAGCAGGCAUAUUUUUAAAUAUAACAUAACUAAAGAUUAGCCUGAUUGUUAAACUGUUUAUAUAUAUAGUGUUAAUAAUAUUUAUUGAAUUUUUAUUGCUUUCUAACAGCUUUUACUUUACAACAGCAUGUGAUAUUUUGCUUUUCAUUUACAUCUGCUAUUGUAAAUAGUGUUUCUUUUUAUAUAAUGUCAUAAUUUUAACUAUCAUACAUUUUAAAAAG
Argiope bruennichi is the source of this 7386-nucleotide messenger RNA. It is a transcript of the gene Ziz, whose product is annotated as dedicator of cytokinesis protein 9-like. The record is from RefSeq and is a predicted model, not a curated record. NCBI's taxonomy places the organism in Eukaryota, Metazoa, Arthropoda, Arachnida, Araneae, Araneidae. The transcript is spliced from 53 exons. Gene Ontology annotation, molecular function: guanyl-nucleotide exchange factor activity. Bases 111 to 6782 code for a protein of 2223 amino acids. Gene Ontology annotation, biological process: small GTPase-mediated signal transduction; positive regulation of GTPase activity.